This is a messenger RNA of Oncorhynchus gorbuscha (pink salmon), 672 nucleotides long. Its product is annotated as ecto-ADP-ribosyltransferase 5-like. The record is from RefSeq and is a predicted model, not a curated record. NCBI's taxonomy places the organism in Eukaryota, Metazoa, Chordata, Actinopteri, Salmoniformes, Salmonidae. The annotation marks the transcript as partial. The transcript has a single exon. Gene Ontology annotation, molecular function: NAD+-protein-arginine ADP-ribosyltransferase activity; NAD+ poly-ADP-ribosyltransferase activity.
UCUUACAAGGGCUGUGAGGAGAAGAUGCGCGGGAAGGUGCAUGACUAUUACCUGCCAAAAGAGAGAGGAGAGAACGAAGAUUUCAACCAGGCUUGGACCGCUGCUGAGAACCAUUACACAAAAAAAGGAAAACUGUCUAAAAACUAUUCCCUGGCAAUCCAGGUGUAUGUGAAUGCAACAUCCAACGUCUACAAGUCAUUCAACGCUGCCACUCGUACCCAAAAGGAGAGCUACACCACAACAUUCCAGUACCACUCCCUGCACUUCCUUCUGACCAAUGCUUUACGAAUCCUGAACAAGAAUAAUAAGCGUUUCCAAACAUUCCGAGGAACCAACGUGUCUUUCCACGGAGUCCGAAAUACUGAAAUGCGAUUCGGACAGUUCACCUCGAGCUCUUUAGACAAGAAAAUCACUAAACACUUUGGAAAUCGCUCCUGUUUUGAGGUCACCACCUACUUUGGUGCCCCACUGGGGGAGUACGCAUCUCAGAUGGCUCAUGAGAAGGAGGUGCUGAUUCCUCCCUACGAGGUGUUCAAAAUUACAGAGGUGCUGAAGAGAACAGACAAGAAAGACCUCUGGUGUGAUGUCGUUUACAAAUUGCAGAGUACUAAGAAAGGAAAAAGUGACCUGAAAUGCCAGAUGGUUGGACCACUCCAAGGAGAGUCAAAUUAA